UCUUUGUCUGUGUAUAUUUUAGUCUAGCUCCCUUAAUUAAUAAACUAGUAUAAAUUAUUUUAUUAAAAAUGUUUAUUAUAUACUACAUAUAUUUUAUUGCAAGUUCAAUUUUGCUGUCUGAGGGUAAUUUUUUAAGUGAUUUUCAAGAAAAUCAAAAAUAUGGUGAACAAACGCUAGAUUAUGAUUACCCAGUAUGGUAUUCAACGGGAGUUUCUGAAUUAUCUAGACCCUCUGAACUAAUGCAGUAUGAUAUUGGACACUUGAUGUCUCAUAUUGCGGCAGAUAAACGCGGUAGUGCUACUCAGUCCAGUGGUGGUAUAUGGUUCGGGCCAAGACUAGGACGUAGGAAACGCCGGUCUUCAUACAACUUGGUGGAUGUCAACUCUAAUGGACCGGAAGCAGGCGUGGCAUCAGCUAGUCAAACAGUAGUGGAUCUGUUAACUAAUGCACCCUGGGUACUUAUACCACUGGUAGAGAAUUCCCUUUACAACCAACAAAAGUUACCGAUUUCAAUAAGAAAUAGUCGUUCGUCUUCAGAGGAAGCCAGCGAAGAAGCAACUCGACAUUCGGCCAGGUCACCACCGUAUUCGCCACCUUUUUCACCUCGAUUAGGUCGCCAUGUUGGAUCUGUAAUUCGUCCCUUUCAAGUGUCUGGAUUAAACCGAGAUGAAUUUUUUCGACGCGAUACCAGAAGUCUACCGCAAAAACCUGCGCAGGGUUCAACUGCGCAGCCCAGUAAUUAAAUUCUCUGUUAACGGGCUUUACGAAGGUUUCUGUCAAUGGACGUCAGAAACUCUUGUCACAUCUAUAUAAUUGCAUUGAUAUUUUAAUCGGACUUUACUGUAGUUUUAUCUAGUCAUCAGUACUAUCAUAGUAGGUUUAAAAAAUGGUUAAACAUGUUAUGUUGCAUAUUUUUAUUUUAAAUAUAUCAGAUUUAAUAAUAUGCUAAAUAAAACA
Daktulosphaira vitifoliae (grape phylloxera) is the source of this 957-nucleotide messenger RNA. RefSeq lists its product as uncharacterized. The coding region runs from base 69 to 743 and encodes 224 amino acids. The record is from RefSeq and is a predicted model, not a curated record. Lineage: Eukaryota; Metazoa; Arthropoda; Insecta; Hemiptera; Phylloxeridae. The transcript is spliced from 3 exons.